Messenger RNA from Salvelinus namaycush (lake trout), 3810 nucleotides. RefSeq names its product palladin-like. Lineage: Eukaryota; Metazoa; Chordata; Actinopteri; Salmoniformes; Salmonidae. The record is from RefSeq and is a predicted model, not a curated record. The coding region runs from base 242 to 3466 and encodes 1074 amino acids. The transcript is spliced from 21 exons.
UGUGUGUGUGUGUGUGUGUCAGUGUUUUUGACAGUGGCUUAGUGAGAGUCACUCUCUCAGAAGUUGAGACUUUAUAUAAAUCUUCAAUUCCUUCACUUGAAGAUAAAGAAAAUUAUAGGUGACAUCAUUCUUAUAUUCAAUAACUUGGGCAGUACAUCAGCACAGGUGGUUCUGUGAGGGGCGGGAGCUACACAACUGUCCUGACGUCCAGAUCUGGAGGGAUGGUGACCUGUACACGCUGAUGAUCGCUGAGGCCUUCGAGGAAGACACGGGACGCUACACCUGCGUUGCCUCCAACAGUCUCGGCGCUGACAACACCUCGGCAGAGGUCUACAUCGAGGGUGCUUCAUCCUCAGACUCAGAAGGAUCUUUGACAAAUUCCAGAUCAGGAGUCAUGCCUCAGUCCCAGAAGAAGACAACUUCAAUCUCCCUGUCCAUUCAUUCACCUUCACCCAAGAGCCCCGAGGCCGUACCUCACCGCUUCACCCUGGUCCAGCCCCUAUCUGCACCUCAACACCGGAUGCGGAGUCCAGUUUCUUCACUACAUGGUGAUGGUUCUGUCACAGCGCCCCCUAUCUUCACCAAGCUCUUACAGGAUUCCCAGGCGUCAGAGGGUCAGGUGGUGGUUUUGGAGUGCAGGGUUCGGGGCAAUCCUCCUCUGCAGGUCCAGUGGUUCAGACAGGGACAGGUCAUCCAGGACUCUCUAGACUUCCGCAUCCUGCAGAAAAAGCCACGGUCUGCAGCAGAGCCAGAGGAGAUAUGUACGCUGGUGAUAGCUGAGGCCUUCCCUGACGACGGAGGGCAGUUCUGCUGCACUGCAACCAACCUUUACGGCUCCAUCAGCAGCACAGCCCAACUCUCUGUUACUGGAGGGGCCUUCAACACUCCCACAGCGGUGUACGAAUCGGUCAGGGACGGUGUGGCAUCCGGCGAUAACUCUGUCUUCGAGGAUGCCCAGGCCUUCCCCCCACCCCCGCUCACAGAGAUCAGCCUAUUGGAGGUACCGCCCAAGACCCCACCCAGUGCCAGCGCAGAGGGUUUCCAUGUCAACGAGCUGGAGAUCUGGCCCAGUGUGUCAGCCCUUCCACACUCCCACAUGUACCCCAUGGAGGGCCAGGACCGGAGGGCCAGUCCCCCUCUGCCCUCCUUCGGCCUGCCUCCACCAGAGCCCCGGCCAGACUUCCUAGGCCCAGCCAAGAUGUCUCCACCCCCGGUGAAGGAAGCCCCUCCGCUGCCCAACAAGCCCAAACUGAACAUAGAACAGUUGAAGCAGCUGCAGGAUCAGAUUCUAUUGGAACAGCAAGAAGCAGCCAAUUGGAUCCAGCAGCAGGAGCAAGAGCAGGAAGUCCCACUUCCACUGCAGCAGCCUCAGGAAGUGUCCUCUCCGCCCUCUCCUCCUCUUCCCCCUCCUCCCUCCUUCCAGGAGCUGGAGAGCAGCGCCAUGCAGACCAGCACAUUCAACUACGCCCGGCCCAAGCAGUUCAUCGCUGCCCAGAGCCCCGGGGGGACAGUCCCUGUGGGGGGCUACGUCACCCAGUCCUCUGGCUCCUCUGGAUCCAGCCUGCCCUCACCCCUCUCCCCACCCACCUCACACAAACCCUUCACCAGGGUCACCAUGCCUCCCUUCACUAAGGGCAGCAGCAUCGGGUCUCAGUCCCCGUCCUCUCCCUCCUUCCCUCCUCCACCCCCUCCCUUCCUCAGCAGCAGCAUGUCUUCUCCAUCAGGCCCCAGCCAAGACUUUCCCCCACCCCCUCCUCCACCCAUCUCCUCGACUCCCCCCUUCUCCCCCGGCCACUCCAGCAGCUCUUCCCCCUUCACUUCCAUGCCCCAAUCACCUGCUGGCUUCCUGGCCUCCGUCCUGCCAGCCACGCCCACUAGCCCGUCCGUCAACGCCCUGGGCCUGCCUAAAGGGAAUGGAACUAUUGCUUUCCCCCGGAAGCAGUCCAGAGGAACCCCACGCCUGGCCUCUGACUCUGACAUUCAGGGAACCAAGGAUGCUGUCAUUCAGGACCUGGAGAGGAAGCUACGAUUUAAGGAUGAGCGCAUGAGCAACGGACAACAGAGGUUAACCUAUGAGGAGAAGAUGGCUCGCAGGCUGCUGGGGGCAGACAACGCAGCCACAGUACUAAACACACAGCAGCAGGACGAGGAGCCAGUCACACAGGACUCCAGUUCAUCUGAUAUAGAAUCGGUCCCUCAAAAGGAGUACAAGGUGUCCAGCUUCGAGCAGCGCCUGAUCAGUGAGAUCGAGUUCCGUCUGGAGCGCUCUCCAGCGGAGGAGUCUGACGACGAUGUGCAGCAUGACGAAGACUCUACAGGCCAGGGGGUGGUGCCAUUCUUCGACAGCAAGCUCAAACACUACAAGGUGUUCGAGGGCAUGCCCGUCACCUUCUCCUGCAAGGUCAUCGGAGACCCCAAGCCAAAGAUCUACUGGUUUAAGGAUGGGAAGCAGAUCUCUAAGAGGAGUGAACACUACAGGAUCAGCCGCGACGCUGAUGGAACCUGCAACCUCCACACCGCCGCCGCCUCAUUGGACGAUGACGGCAACUACACCAUCAUGGCUGGUAACCCCGAGGGGAGGGUGAGCUGUACUGGCAGGAUGAUGGUCCAGGCAGUGAACCAGAGAGGGAGGAGCCAGCGCUCUGCACCUGGACAUGUUCGCAGACCUAGGUCUCGGUCCAGAGACAGUGGUGAUGAGAACGAGAAUAUCCAGGAGCGUCACUUCCGCCCCCACUUCCUGCAGGCGCCCGGUGACCUCAUCGUCCAGGAGGGCAGGCUCUGCCGGAUGGACUGCAAGGUGAGUGGCUUGCCUACACCAGAUCUGAUCUGGCAGUUGAAUGGUCAGACCAUCCGUCCUGACUCCGCCCACAAGAUGCUAGUGAGGGAGAAUGGCGUACACUCAUUGGUCAUCGAGCCCGUGUCCAGCCGCGACGCAGGCAUCUACACCUGCAUCGCUAGCAACCGCGCCGGACAGAACUCCUUCAACCUGGAACUCAUUGUCGCAGCCAAAGAGAUUCACAAGGCUCCUUCGUUCAUCGAGAAGCUGCAGAACACUGCUGUUGCCGAGGGUAACCCUGUACGUCUGGAGUGCCGUGUGUCGGCUGUCCCCAACCCAAAGAUCUUCUGGAAGAAAGAGAACGAGUCGUUCACUCACAAUACAGACAGGAUCAGCAUGCACCAGGACAACUGUGGCUACCUGUGUAUGAUCAUCCAGCCAGCCAUGAAGGAGGAUGCUGGAUGGUACACCGUGUCAGCCAAAAAUGACGCUGGCAUCGUGUCCAGCACCGCACGACUCGACGUCCACACUCAGUGGCAGCAGCCCAACACUCCCAAGCCUAAGAAGGUGCGUCCGUCUACGAGUCGCUACGCAGCGCUGACAGAGAGAGGACUGGACGUGAAGGCAGCCUUCUUCCCUGACUCCAGCCCCCUGCAGCCGGGAGGCCUGGUGGAGAGUGAUGACCUGUAGAGACCAGCGGGGUUCACACACCCCACUCAACCCCCUAAUGCCUUAAAACUAACCCCCAGUGCUACAAGCACCAACCCCCAUUCUCCCCCGUUCUCCCCAGACAUAUAGGGGUAAAUGUAACCCCCUCCAUCCGAGGCGUAUUACGACAAUGCCACAGAUACUAUUUUGGAAGAUGGAUGACGGGCAAUGUGACACCCCAUAAUAUCUCAGUGUCAAUGAAACAUGGAUCCCAACUUAGGAUCAGAUGGGGUGGCAGGUAGGUAGCCUAGUGGUUAGAGCGUUGGGCUAGUAACCGAAAGGUUGCUAGAUCGAAUCCCCGAGCUGACAAGGUAAAAAUCUGUCGU